CUCCAUCCCUCAACAUCCGGCGCUAGCCUCGAUUAGCUUGACUCUUUCCGGUGAUCCCAUCCGUCAGGGAUCCGUGGCGCCGGAUCCAUUGAGCAGCCUGGCCCGGGCCAACACGAAGCGAUAACGGGGACUCGGCCAGCCUCCCUUCCCUGUCAGACACCUUGAGCACGAUCAUUGUCGUUUUCGGGGACCUCUCGAGCGGCGCCGAUACAUUAAUUUAGCCGCGUUUAGCUAGCUAGCCGCGGCCGUUGGUUGAAUGUAACGUUUGAGGUCCGACAGACAAACGGGCGCCAGGCUGCUCGUGAAGUGAGGAGCACUGCAGCCUUGCGUCAAAGCCAGCUAAAGCUAAACCGUGGUAGGACAAGUCAGCAGUAAAAGACCGGCACCAGCCACGUUACCUCGGUAGCCAGCCAGCCAGCCAACCAGCCAGCAGACAGGUUAUUUUUGGCACGGUUUGCCUUCGUGCACAUGCUCCGCUUUAGUCGCGUAUGCUAGCCCAGCCAACAUCUGUCAGCGUUAGCCCCUUACAAUAGAAAUAUCGUUCAGGUUAACUAACGCUGACUCCAUUCACUAGCUACAGCUGACACCACUUAAACCACGCAUCUUUAAACUCAGAUUUAGAAAAAAAAGAUUAUAAAAAGGUAGGAAAUUUCCUGUCAACUGCGUAACAACGUGAUUUGAAGAGGGGGCCUCAUAGCUAACAUAUGAGGCCCAGCUGAAAAGAUGGACCUGAAUUUUUAUUCGGAUUUGACGGACGGUACCGGGCAGCACGACGGGGACCCAGAGUUCCUGGACCCGCAGUCGUUCAAUGGAUUUGACUCUGACAACAAGUUCCCUGGAGGAAGUGACAACUACCUGACGAUAUCUGGGUCCAGCCACCCCUUCCUCUCCUCCUCAGAGUGUCCCACUAAACCCAUUGACCUCUUCAACCUCGCUGGAUCUGCUGGUGGAACGUUCCACACUCCCAGCCUCGGCGAUGAGGAGUUCGAGAUACCUCCCAUCUCUUUGGACCCGGACUCGGCCCUCACCGUGUCCGAUGUGGUGUCCCAUUUCGGGGAGCUGUCGGACUCUGGCCCUUCAGACAGCGUGGUGGUGCCCGGCAACGCUGUGGUGGAAGGGGACGACCCCUCCUUCGCCUCCACUUUCGUCAACGCCCCCUCUCAGGGGCUGGAGCACCUGAGCCUGGGAGUCAUCAACCAGUCGGGAGGAAGUGCUUUGUUGGGGUCGUCUCUGGGGAUGGAUCUCGGUCAUCCCAUCGGCUCUCAGUUCAGCAGCUCGUCCCCGGUGACCAUCGACGUCCCGCUGGGAGAUAUGAGCCAGGGCCUGCUGGGGUCCAACCAGUUGACCACCAUCGACCAGUCGGAGCUCAGCGCCCAGCUGGGCCUCGGCUUAGGAGGAGGGAACAUCCUGCAGCGCUCCCAGUCGCCCGAACACCCUCUGUCGGCCACGGCGUCACCCACCAGCUCGCUGCAGGAUGAUGACAUGGACGACUUCAGAAGGAGCGUCCUGGUGGAAUCUCCGGUCUCCCUAGCGGUCUCUCCCGGAGUCAUCUCCCUCGACCCCUCGCUGUCGGAGUCCCCGCUCUCCACCCCCGCCUCCAGCAUCUCGCCGGCCGUCGGACGGAAAGGAGGAGCGGGAGGAGGGAAGAAGGGGAAGAAGAAGAAAGACCCCAACGAGCCGCAGAAACCCGUGUCAGCCUACGCGCUGUUCUUCAGGGACACGCAGGCGGCGAUCAAGGGGCAGAAUCCCAACGCCACGUUCGGGGAGGUGUCGAAGAUCGUGGCGUCCAUGUGGGACAGCCUGGGGGAGGAGCAGAAACAGGUUUAUAAGAGGAAAAACGAAGCGGCAAAGAAGGAUUAUUUAAAGGCGCUGUCGGAGUACAAAGCUGGACAUAUUUCUCAGGCCCCGAUUGAAGUCAUGGACACCGCCCCGUCGCCCCCACCUCCAGCCCCGGCCCCCGCCAUCACAGCCAUGCCUGCCGCCAGCCUCGCCGCUCGCUCCACCAGGUCGCAGCACUACAACCCCGAGGAAAACACCAUCACCAACAUCUGUACCUCCAACAUCAUCCUGGACCUGCCGCAGGUCACCACACGCUCCCGCACCGGCGCCAUCAAACCCCAGCCUCCACCCGCGACCACCCCGCCGAACCCCCCCACCGUCACCAAGAUCAUCAUCAAGCAGACGCAGCUGCCCUCAGGCGGCGUGUCCGUCACAGCGACGACCGCCUCGUCUCCCCGCCAGCCGCCGCCGCUGCAGCAGAUGCAGAGCACCCCGCCUCCGCCUCGGCUGCAGCAGAUGGUACACGCCCAGGCGCCUCCGCCUCUGCAGGCCAAGCCGCGGGGUGCCGCCACCGCUCCGCCUCCGCUGCAGAUCAAGGUCGUCCCAUCGGCGAGGCAGUCGGAUUCAGGCGCGCCCAUCAUCGUGACGUCAAGCGGUGAAACCAAGUCGGUGUCGUCCUCCGGUCUGACGGUGGAGGUGGGACAGUCGGGUGACAUGAUGACCGGUGGGGAGGAAGUGGCGGAGGAAGGGAUGGAGGUUGAGGUGAACGUGGCCUCUGUCCCCAGCGUGACUCCAGCCGCCAGCCGGAGCAUCUGCGUCCGCGCCGGCUGCACCAACCCGGCCGUGGACAGCAAAGACUGGGACAAGGAGUACUGCAGCAACGAGUGUGUCGCCACACACUGCAGAGACGUGUUCAUGGCCUGGUGCGCCAUCCGAGGGCAGAACUCCACCACGGUCACAUAGGAGGUGGAGGAGGACGCGUUUGACGGAGGAGAGCAAGGAAAUGGACAAAGAAUAACACGUGAAAUGCAACUUGAACAGAGGAGUGAAUGAUGGUAGGCUCAGGUACUGGCACAUAACGGUCCGUUUUAUCAUGUCAAGGAAAAAAAAUAGACAAGACAGUCACUACAACGUGCGUUCCUGUGGUCGGAACGAAACUGGAACACUGCGGCGAGGAUGACGGCUCGCGACACGGACCGACGGAAUCUACGGACUUCCCCUUUUUCAUCAUCUGUUGUGAAUUUUGAACCAUGGACUGAAGAAAAGAACGUUUUAUAUGAACUUCUGGUGUUUUUAUUGUUUUGAAAAAGAGAAAAAAAGAGAGAGAUCAUGAUCCUGCAGAAGAAUCCGGUUCAUUUCAAAGAAAUUCCACUUUUUAUGUGUUUGCUCUUCCCUUUACUGUCACACGGAGGCUCGGUCCACGUGAAUGAAAACCGAGAGGUGAUUUUUGUUUUUAUUGGUUUUUUUUUUCCAGCGACGUGCGGGUGCUUCGCUGCGAGCGGUCCGAGGCUGCUACAGAGAUUUAAUUUCUAAACCACGAGAAUCAUCCUGGUGAAGCACAAACGGUCUUACAGGUCGUUUCCAAGUUGUACGAAGCCGUUUUGAGACGAGGUGGAAAAUAAAUCCGCUCGCUUUGUUGGGGGGGAGAAAACAGCCAUCGUGGGGGAAAACAAAAAAAAAAGGAUUUUACUUUAAACUUUCAGAAACAGGUGCUAAAGUUCAGGAAACAAAGAAAAGGCUCCUGUGUUCUCUGUUCUGCUCUCGAGCUUUUUGAACCCAGAUAUUUAGUUUCACAAGGAAUAUUUGUGGUGGAAUUUGGUGUUUUUUUUGAGUACAAAAAAAAACAAAAAAAUGAAUUGGAAUGAAAUAAACACACCAGCUCUGAUGACGCUACUAUUUGGGGGGGAUACAGUACAAAAGCUUUACUUGUUUUCUUUUUCUUUUUUUUACAUGAGGUGUUUUAAUUUAACGAGUUGCUUCCACAGAAGAAAACUGUUCCCGGUCGGAGGAAACGACGCAGCAGUCGCUCUGGUUUAUUGUAGAUACCCUGGAAAUGUUUUUAAUGGUGAAAUAAAAAGUAUUUUAUGUUUUAAUAUACAUUUGGUGAUGCACAUUUUGGGCUCACAGGUACAACUGGAGGGGCUGGUGUUUCAUUAAUUUCACUUCCUUUUUUUCAACCAAUGGGAAAUAUUUAAA
Molecule: messenger RNA, 3975 nt
Organism: Acanthopagrus latus (yellowfin seabream)
Lineage: Eukaryota; Metazoa; Chordata; Actinopteri; Spariformes; Sparidae
Gene: tox4b
Product: TOX high mobility group box family member 4 b
Exons: 10
Coding region: 724-2742 (672 amino acids)
Biological process (GO): regulation of transcription by RNA polymerase II
Cellular component (GO): nucleus
Molecular function (GO): chromatin DNA binding
Source: RefSeq, a predicted model, not a curated record